AUGGAGGACGACGCAGAAUCAGAACCGAUCGCUGCAGUAGUCGAACAGAACGGCGAUGCUGUUGCACAUAAUUCGCACACACUUCAGGAGGCAGAACAGGACCAUGAAUUUGAGAUAAAGGAGGGGGCCCAGCAGCAUAUCGACAAUGAGAAUGGACCACAAGAUGAGACGAACGAGCGCCCUACCGAUUCCAUUGCUGAGCCGUCGACGGAUUCCACAGCAUCGCCCGCCCCAACGUCGCAGCCCGUCACCGAAGCCUCAACUCCUGCGCCCGAUACGCCUCGGCAUCGAACAGAUUCUACGUCCACGACGGCCACGAGAUCGUCUGCGCGAUCAACGAGAAGUAGCAUGGUGUUUGUGGUGUCUGCGCUGGAGAGCAUUGCAGCCUCGAAAGAUGCGAGGAAGAAGAAGCCGCUCCUGGACUCGACCCAGCGGGCAUUGUCAGCGAUCAGGAGCGCACAAGGAGAUGCGUCGCAAAUAAAUCCAGAGAUCAUGUUCGAGCCCUUGAACCUGGCUACAGAGGCCUCGACGGUGUCAGUGGUCGUGACAGCUCUGGAUUGCAUUGGGAAACUGAUCAGCUAUUCCUACUUCUCGGCGCCUCCUGUGACUGAGUCGCAGAACGGAGUGCCAGAACAGCAGAAGGUGCCUUUGAUUGAAAGAGCUAUUGACACAAUAUGCGAUUGUUUUCAAGGGGAGGCAACGCCAGCGGACGUGCAAAUGCAGAUCAUUAAGAGCUUGUUGGCAGCCAUCUUGAAUGACAAGAUUGUGGUGCAUGGUGCUGGCUUGCUUAAGAGCGUACGGCAGACAUACAACAUCUUCUUGUUGAGCAAGCACAAUUCCAACCAGCAGAUCGCACAGGGCACGUUGAUGCAGAUGGUUGGUACUGUAUUCGAAAGAGUUAAGACGAGGCUCGCAAGCAAGACAGCUAGGCUAGGCGCUUCUGCAUCUGCCUUGACGAAUGGCGCAACAGACAUUCACUCGGAUGUGUCAUCCAAUGCACCCGGUGACGAGACGCCAUCUGUGCCGGAGGUAUCUACGCCGUCUGAAGAGAAGGAUGCCCAGCCGAAGAUGACACUGCAGACGUUCGAGACACGCCGCUCUUUCGACGAUGCCAGAAUCACUGACAGUGCCCCAACCACUGUGUCGCGAGCAAAGAAACACAAUAAGAGGCCCUCGCGAUCAGGGUCAGGGAAUGAGAUCCCCUCUAUCACUGUCCAAGGAGAAGGCAGCGAAGCCGUCACGGAGGACGACGAAGAAGACGAGAUAUACAUCAAAGAUGCAUUCCUGAUUUUCCGAGCCAUGUGCAAGCUGUCGACGAAAGCGCUUCGCCCAGAGGACGCUGUCGACAUCAAAUCGCAGGGCAUGCGUUCGAAGUUGCUCAGCUUGCACAUCAUUCAUACGAUCUUGUUCAACCAUCAUAUUGUGUUCACAUCGCCCUUUGCUACAAUACGGAGUUCGUCCAAUGGAGACCCAACGGGCUUCACUCAGGCUAUCAAGCAAUACCUCUGCCUGAGUCUAAGCAGAAACGGCGCGAGCAAUGUCAACAAGGUCUUUGAAGUCUCAGCCGAGAUCUUCUUCCUGAUGGUGAAGCACCUUCGAUCACCCCUGAAACGAGAACUGGAGGUGUUCUUGAAGGAGAUCUACAUCACGAUCCUCGACAAGCGGGCUGCGCCUGGGUGGCAGAAGAGUUACAUCAUCCAACGCAUCUUUUCAAAGAUCGGGUCUGAUCCGAAGGCGCUGGUUGAGAUAUAUCUCAACUAUGACUGCGACAGACAGGCAUUGGAUAACAUGUAUCAACGCAUGAUCGAACACGUCUCUAGGGUAGCCAGUCAACCGGUCGCGGUGAAUGGCCUACAACAACAAGCAUAUCUCGACACUCUCGCGAAGCAGAACGGCCCUUCCAAUGACUGGCGGGAGAGAGGAACGUUUCCGCCUAGCCUAGCGACCGCGAACGUGAGUCAGCCGAAUGAAGGAGAGCAACUUUUCCCUCCAGAGUAUGCCAUGAAAAUGCAGGGUCUGGAAUGCUUGGUGGAUACGUUGAGGAGCAUGGUGAACUGGAGUCGACAAAGCACAGCAGAGACGCCUACAAUAGCAGCCGACGCUGAUGGACGAUACUCCGUAGAUGACAUGCGCGAGAGCCUAGAUACUCGAGGCGAGGCUGGAGCCAGCGGCGCAUCAAUUGAUGGAGUCCCGCCUGCAACUCCUGGAUUAGGACCAAGCGACACGCCACUUGCUGAAGAUGAUCCAGCAGAGUUGGAGAAGAUCAAAGCGAGGAAGACUGCACUAAACAAUGCCAUCCGAGCUUUCAACUUCAAGCCAAAGCGUGGCAUCAAGUUGCUGAUAUCUGAUGGUUUCAUUCCUUCGUCGGAACCUGCAAGCAUUGCUGCGUUCAUGCUCAACAACGAUCGCAUCAACAAGAAGUCUCUGGGAGAAUAUCUGGGUGAGGGUGACGAAGAGAACAUCAAGAUCAUGCACGCUUUCGUCGACGGCAUCGACUUCAAUCGCAUGCGAUUCGUCGAUGCAGUGCGAAGAUUCCUUCAGUCAUUCCGCCUUCCGGGCGAGGCGCAAAAAAUCGAUCGACUCAUGUUGAAGUUCGCGGAAAGAUAUACAACCUGCAAUCCUAAUGCAUUCGCGAAUGCGGACACGGCGUACGUCUUGGCCUUCAGCGUAAUCAUGCUGAACACCGAUCAGCAUUCUGGCCAGGUCAAGCAACGAAUGACGAUCGAAGACUUCAUCAAGAACAACCGUGGUAUCAACGACGGGCAGAGUUUGCCAGACGAGUACCUUCAGGGCAUCUUUGACGAGAUUGCUCACAAUGAGAUCGUCUUGGAUUCUGAACGCGAGAAUGCUGCCAACAUGGGCAUGUUGCCUCAACAGCCGAACGGAAUAGUAAACGCUCUCGCUAACGUGGGACGCGACCUCCAGAGAGAAGCAUAUGCUCAAGCCAGCGAGGAGAUGAGCAACAGAACCGAGCAGCUUUUCAAGAGCCUCCUCAAGGCGCAGAAGAAAGCAGGCGGUCCAGCUGCGAUGGCCGCCAGCAAAGGCAGAUUCCUUACGGCAAGCUCGUCGAGACACGUCGGUCCAAUGUUCGACGUCACGUGGAUGAGUUUUUUGACCGCACUUUCUGGCUCGGCCCAGGAGACGCAGAAUCUCGAGACUAUCCGUCUCUGCAUGGAAGGCCAGAAGUUCGCCAUUCGCAUCGCUUGCACCUUCAACCUUGAGGACCCACGGCAAGCUUUCGUCUCAAGUCUGGGAACAGGCACGAAUCUUUACAAUCUCUCAGAGAUGAAGGCCAAGAAUGUCGAAGCGUUACGAACGCUCCUUGACGUUGCCUACACCGAAGGCAACUACCUCAAGGAAAGCUGGCGUGACAUCCUGACCUGCAUUUCUCAACUCGAUCGCUUUCAACUCAUCUCCAGCGGCGUCGAAGAGGGGGCAAUCCCUGACAUGCUCAAAUCACAAGCUGUCCCACAAAGUCCAUCUGUGAACGGUGGAGGCCGUAGGAGCGUGCAACUGGCACGAAGGCCAACAAAUCGCCCAGGAAAUAGCAGGACUUACCAAGCUGAGAUUGCCGAAGAAUCCAGGAGCGCGGAUAUGAUACGUGGUGUGGAUCGCAUAUUCACAAACACGGCAAACCUAUCUGGUGAAGCCAUUGUUGACUUCGUACGAGCGCUCACGAAAGUCAGCUGGCAGGAGAUCCAAUCGUCAGGGCUUUCAGAGUCGCCGCGAACUUACAGUCUUCAAAAGUUGGUGGAGAUCUCCGGUUACAACAUGCUUCGUGUGAGAUUCGAAUGGACGAACAUCUGGCAAGUGCUUGGACAACAUUUCAUCGAAGUCGGCUGCCACAACAACACUCAUGUGGUCUUCUUCGCGCUCAACAGUCUCAGGCAGUUGAGUAUGCGCUUCAUGGAGAUUGGAGAGCUGCCUGGCUUCAACUUCCAGAAAGAUUUCCUCAAGCCAUUCGAGUUGAUCUUGAGCAAUGCUUCGCAAGUUGCUGUGAAGGACAUGGUGCUGCGCUGCCUCAUCCAGAUGAUCCAAGCUCGUGGCGACAUGAUCCGUUCGGGAUGGAGGACCAUGUUCGGCGUGUUCACUGUCGCAGCGAAGGAGCCUUACGAGGCCAUUGUCAAUCUCGCGUUCGACAACGUAACACAGGUAUACAACGAGCGCUUCGGUGUGGUCAUCUCGCAGGGCGCCUUCGCUGACUUAGUGGUUUGCCUGACUGAGUUCAGCAAGAACAUGAAGUUCCAGAAGAAGAGCUUGCAGGCUAUCGAGACACUCAAGUCGACGGUACCCAAGAUGCUUCGCACACCCGAGUGUCCCCUGUCGCAAAAGGCAGCGGGAGCAAAGGACGCACCUCAAGCGGACGGCAUCCCCAAGCAGCCGACUCGACAGACCCAGGAAGAACAAUACUGGUUCCCAGUGCUCUUCGCGUUCCACGAUGUGCUCAUGACGGGAGAAGAUCUUGAAGUACGAUCUCGGGCAUUGAACUACCUCUUUGAUACCCUCACCAAGUAUGGUGGAGACUUCCCACGAGAUUUCUGGGAUACCCUGUGGCGACAGUUGCUCUACCCGAUCUUCAUGGUGCUCAAGGACCGAAAAGCGAUCAAUCAUGAGGCCGUCAACCACGAAGAGCUCUCAGUCUGGCUGUCCACGACGCUCAUUCAGGCUCUCAGGAACAUGAUCAGCUUGUUCACGCAUUUCUUCGACAGCUUGGAGUACAUGCUUGAUCGUUUCUUGGACCUGCUUGCUUUAUGUAUCUGCCAGGAGAACGAUACUUUGGCACGGAUCGGCAGCAACUGUCUACAACAACUGAUCUUGCAAAACGUCAAGAAGUUCACGCCUGAUCACUGGGAGAAGAUCGUCGGUGCCUUUGUGGAUCUUUUCGCGAGGACAGAGGCGAAGGAGCUCUUUUCGGCGGCGACGUCCUCGUCAUACCAGAAGGACAGCUCAUACUCCAACGGACACGAGACACCCAAGACUCCUUCAGCACUCGAUGAUGGUUCGAUGAUGUCUGCAAAUGCACUGAAGAUCAAUGGCCUCGACAGUGACAGCGCCACUUUGAACGGAGAUGGUUCAUCAAUGCUGCGAACGGACACCUCUACCACAUUGUCGUUAUCUGACGGAGAUGAGCGCAGUCCCUCGCCUGCACCAAGGAAGCAAUCCGAGCUGGAAGACUUCGCAGCACCGCCGCCGAAACAGCAAGCCCCAAUUGUCGUCACCGCCGCGAGAAGACGCUACUUCAACCAAAUCAUCACGAAGUGCGUGCUUCAGCUGCUGAUGAUCGAGACAGUCUCAGAGCUGUUCAACAACGACGCCGUGUACGCCUCCAUCCCCUCUCACCUCCUCCUACGUCUGAUGGCACUCCUCAAGAAGUCGUACCACUUCGCCAAACGCUUUAACGAAGACCGCGACCUCCGAACAAGACUUUUCCGAGAAGGCUUCAUGAAACAGCCCCCGAACCUGCUCAAGCAAGAAUCCGGCAGUGCUAGCGUCUACGUCCUCAUCUUGCUGCGCAUGUACGCCGACCAAUCCGACGAGCGCGCCGCCUCGCGGCCGCAGACCGAAGCCGCACUGAUCCCGCUCUGCAGCGACAUCAUCGCGUCGUACAUCGCCCUGGACGAGGAGACGCAGCAACGCAACAUCGUCACGUGGCGGCCGGUGGUGAUUGAUGUUUUGGAGGGGUACACGUCGUUCGCGGACGCGGAAUUCGACAAGCAUAUCGAGACGUUUGCGCCGCUGGCGGUGGGGCUGAUGAACCGCGACAUGGGGCCGGAGUUGCAGAGGGCGGUGCAGGGGCUGUGGCAGAGGGUUUGCGAGGUGAAGUUGGGGAUGGAGAAGUUGCCGGAUGUGCCGAUGGUUACGCCGACGAGUCCCAGGGCGACGGUGUUUGGGCCGCGGAGGGGGAGUAAGCAUAGUCGGUGA
Molecule: messenger RNA, 5922 nt
Organism: Zasmidium cellare ATCC 36951
Lineage: Eukaryota; Fungi; Ascomycota; Dothideomycetes; Mycosphaerellales; Mycosphaerellaceae
Exons: 1
Coding region: 1-5922 (1973 amino acids)
Biological process (GO): regulation of ARF protein signal transduction
Molecular function (GO): guanyl-nucleotide exchange factor activity
Source: RefSeq, a predicted model, not a curated record